AUCACUAACGCGUUACAGAACUCUUCAAGUGAUAGUAACUCGGCUGCAAGGGACGUUUUAACAGUGUGUGCUUCAAUGGUUAGGAUGAAAAGCUUCGACGAUGAAAAUGGCGGAGGUGCCAACAGAGGACCAUUGUCGGGGGCGCCCGGGAAUUCUGAAAGAACUGUGUCGAAUACCCAAAGUUACCAAAGGCAACAGCCACCGCCAGAACAACCACCGCCGCCGUUCCACCCACCGCAGAACUUCGUCGAGGGUUUUUUGACGAGCAUAAACCAGGACCUCCUCGUCUCCAAGACGUUCUACUUCUUUUUCUUCUCCGCGUUCGGCUCCCUCUUUCCGCUGCUAGCCGUCUACUUCAAGCAAAUGGGCAUGAACGCCACGCAGAGUGGUUUGCUCAUCGGCAUUCGGCCCUUGGUCGAAUUCAUCAGCGCCCCUAUGUGGGGUGGCGUGGCAGACCGCUUCAAGAAGGGCAAAGCGAUUCUCCUCGGCUCGCUCGCCUGCUGGAUCGUGUUCACGCUUUCGCUGGCGUUCGUGCAGCCUCCUGCCGCUUCGUGUAUCGACUACAACGACACUCAUCACGUCCUGUACUCCCCCGACACAGGCGGCAACGACCGCUACCGCCGGAGCGUGUCUGCGAUUCAGGAGAACCUCUGGAUGGACGUCGCGGCUGAAGAAGAACUACUGCCGCAGCAUCUCGAUUCCUUUCCGGAGCCACGGGACAAGAGGGUACAGAGCACCGAGGCACCCUCGCUGCCUCAGGUGGAGAGAGGGCGAAGCAAGGCCAAGCAGCUUCCUCCCAACUACGUCGUCGGCAAGUCACCCAACACUGUCGAGUACACACUCAACUACAACCAGGAGCGGCACACGUCCUACAUCUCGCCUCCCUUCAGCUCGAUCGUGUACAAGUACGAAGACGUGCAGGAGGUCUUCUUCCUCCUGCUGCUGCUCAUCGUGCUUGGCGAGUACUUCAGCGCCCCGGCCAUUACGCUGGCCGACGCGGCGACCCUCUCACACCUCGGAGAAAACACCGACAACUACGGUCGCCAGCGCAUGUUCGGAUCGCUCGGCUGGGGCGUGGCCAUGUUCUUCGUGGGCAUUGCGCUCGACCAUUCUACCUCUUUUCCGAACCACCCGUGCGGUCCGUACGAGAAGGAGCGCAACUACACCAUCUGCUUCGCCACCUUCUCGGUGCUCAUGGGCUGCGCCUUCAUAUCGGCCACGCAGCUCAAGUUCGAUUACGAGCCCGACUUGCCCGGGCCGGACGACAACAUCGUCAUGAAGCAGGUGGUGAUGAACAGUGACGCGAGCAAGCCCAUUACCAUCGAGGACAUUGCACCGGGCAUACCACAGGCGAGACAGCCGCCCAAGCAGGAAGAGAAACCGGAGACCAAGAGCACGGUGUUUGCUCAGACCACACGCAAGCUGCCGGAGUGGUUCGCCGUGCUUCGUUCGUUCGCGACGGUGCGGUACGGCGCCUUCCUCGUAGUCACGUGGUUCAUGGGCUUCGGCAUCGGUCUCGUGUUCACCUUCCUCUUCUGGCACCUGCAAGACCUGGGCGGCACGCCCACGCUCUUCGGUGUGGCCUCCGUGAUCAACCACGUGUCGGAGAUAUUCGCCUACUUCUUCAGCUUCCGCUUCAUCCGCCAGAUUGGACACGUCAAGGUGCUCUGUGUCGGGCUCGUCGGCAACGUAUGCCGAUUCCUCUACAUCUCCUGGUUGAAGAACCCCUGGUGGGUGCUGCCCUUCGAAUUCAUUCAAGGAGUAACGCAUGCGGCUGUGUGGGCUGCCUGUUGCUCCUACAUCACACAAUCAACGCCCGCGAACCUGAGGUCAUCGGCACAGGGAGUUCUGCAGGGUCUUCACCACGGACUCGGCCGAGGCUGCGGAGCCGUUAUUGGAGGAAUAUUCGUCAACUACUUCGGCACUCAGAUCACCUUCCGUGGCUACGGCUUCGCGUGCCUGCUAGUCCUGGUCGGGUUCGUGUUCGUCAAUUACUACCGCAAGGACAAAGGCUUCGUUGCCUUCCGCGAGGAUGAAGACGAGCCACACCUCGUGGUCGAGGAGACGUCACACCUGGCACCCCAUGGCGUCCCGGCCAAUCCGAUGGCGCGAUCGCUGUCCAAGCAAAACCUCGGCGACGGCCAGCAGCAGGGUGGUGGCCAGCAGCAACCACAACAGCCGGACGCCAGCGUAACACAGGGUCCUGGUGGCUUCCUCGGCGUGCCUGGAGGUGGAGGAGGAAACCAGGGGUCUCGAAACAGCAGUCAGCCAGAUCAGUGGGGAUACAAGACGAACACUUUAAACCAAGCGCACUCACCGGAAGAACUAAGCCGAAGCAGCUAUGGCCGGGCUUCUCUGGCAGCUGCCUUUAAUCCUAAAGGAAUCAUGGCCCAGGCUGUCAGUCCCGACAGUACAUAUCAGUUCGAUCACAUCAGAAAGGACUUCGAAGCCUACAAGGACGUCACGGCACUGAGAGACUUCGACCUGGAUUCGAUAAAAGAAACCAACCCGUUCAAGUCAUCUCUGUUGAAGACUUCUUCAUUCGCCCCGCAGCCGAGUAGGAGGCAUGCCGCCGACGCCUACGCAUGGUAGAGGCCUUGCCAGGCAUGGAACGUAACGACGUCAACGAAAGGAAUUAUUAUUUAGUGUUUUUUACUCGUUAUUUACAGUGUAAGUUACCCGGCUUUAAUUUUCUACUGGAUCUAAUG
Molecule: messenger RNA, 2708 nt
Organism: Rhipicephalus microplus (southern cattle tick)
Lineage: Eukaryota; Metazoa; Arthropoda; Arachnida; Ixodida; Ixodidae
Gene: jef
Product: major facilitator superfamily domain-containing protein 6 jef
Cellular component (GO): membrane
Source: RefSeq, a predicted model, not a curated record